ACUGUUUAUAUUUGCCCAUCAAAGGUCCCCUUGGCCAAGCUCUGCUAAGGUGCACCGACCAUUUUAGGGAUCAAGGUUGCGGUGAGGAUUAAUAUUUAAUUAUUGGGCAUUUAUAAAUAUAUGUAUAUAUAAUUUUAAAUAUUAAACAAGAUGGAUGAAAAUUAUGAUGUAAUUGUUUUAGGUACUGGAUUGACCGAAUGUGUUCUUUCUGGUAUUUUAUCAGUUGAAGGGAAGAAAGUUUUACAUAUCGAUCGUCAAGAUUUUUAUGGGGGAGAAUCAGCUUCAUUAAAUUUAUCUCAAUUAUAUAAGAAAUUUAAACCAUCAGCUCAAAAGCCAGAAUUUUUAAAGGGAAGAGAUAGAGAUUGGUGUGUUGAUUUAAUUCCCAAAUUUUUAAUGUCAAAUGGUGAAUUAACAAAUAUUUUAGUUCAUACUGAUGUAACUCGUUAUAUUGAAUUUAAACAAAUUGGAGGUUCUUAUGUUUAUAGAAGUGGAAGAAUUGCAAAAGUUCCUGCUAAUGAAAUGGAAGCAGUUAGAUCUUCAUUAAUGGGAAUUUUUGAAAAGAGAAGAAUGAAAAGAUUUUUAGAAUUUAUUGCAAAAUAUGAUGAAGAUGAUACAACAACUCAUCAAGGGUUUAAUUUAGAUAAAAAUACAAUGGAAGAAAUUUAUGCUUAUUUUGGUUUAGAAAGUGGUACUAAAGAUUUUAUUGGUCAUGCAAUGGCUUUAUGGUCAACUGAUAAUUAUUUAAAUGAAGUUGCUCGUCCAACUUAUGAAAGAAUUAUGUUAUAUGUUCAAUCAGUUUCAAGAUAUGGUAAAUCUCCUUAUAUUUAUCCAUUAUAUGGUUUAGGUGAACUUCCUCAAGGUUUUGCUAGAUUAUCUGCUAUUUAUGGUGGAACUUAUAUGUUAGAUACUCCUAUAGAUGAAAUUCUUUAUGAUGAUGAUGGAAAAUUUUCUGGUGUUGUAACAAAAGAAGGUAAAGCUAAAGCUCCAAUUGUUAUUGCUGAUCCAACUUAUUUCCCAGAAAGAGUUAAAAAAAUUGGUUCUAAAGUUAUUAGAGCUAUGUGUAUUUUAGAUCAUCCAAUUACUGGUACCAAUGAUUUAGAUUCUGUACAAAUUAUUAUUCCUCAAAAUCAAGUUGGUCGUAAACAUGAUAUUUAUAUUGCUGUACUCUCUGAUGUUCAUUGUGUUGUUCCAAAGGGUUAUUAUUUAGCCAUUGUUUCUACAAUUAUUGAAACUGAAACUCCUCAUGUUGAAUUAGAACCUGCUUUUAAAUUAUUAGGUGAAAGAUUAGAUACAUUAAUGGGAAUAGCUGAAUUAUAUGAACCGCAAACUGAUGGAACUGAUAGUAAUAUAUUCAUUUCAAAGAGUUAUGAUGCCUCUUCUCAUUUCGAAACUACAACUGAUGAUAUUAAAGAUAUAUAUUUUAGAGUUACUGGUAAACCAUUGGUAUUACAAAAGCGUCCAACUAUUGAAGAAGAACAAGCUUUGAAUGGUCUUUAAGAUUGUUCAUUUUCAAUCUUUGAAUUGAGUAAAUAUCUAAAUCUUUAGUACAUAAUUAUCUUUCAUACCUUU
This is a messenger RNA of Scheffersomyces amazonensis, 1569 nucleotides long. It is a transcript of the gene GDI1, whose product is annotated as Gdi1p. The record is from RefSeq and is a predicted model, not a curated record. The transcript has a single exon. Gene Ontology annotation, biological process: vesicle-mediated transport; protein transport; small GTPase-mediated signal transduction. Lineage: Eukaryota; Fungi; Ascomycota; Pichiomycetes; Serinales; Debaryomycetaceae. Gene Ontology annotation, molecular function: Rab GDP-dissociation inhibitor activity. The coding region runs from base 151 to 1497 and encodes 448 amino acids. Gene Ontology annotation, cellular component: cytoplasm.